Molecule: messenger RNA, 1671 nt
Organism: Capsicum annuum
Lineage: Eukaryota; Viridiplantae; Streptophyta; Magnoliopsida; Solanales; Solanaceae
Product: CBL-interacting serine/threonine-protein kinase 1
Exons: 12
Coding region: 119-1495 (458 amino acids)
Biological process (GO): signal transduction; protein phosphorylation
Molecular function (GO): protein kinase activity; ATP binding
Source: RefSeq, a predicted model, not a curated record
AAUAUCCAUCAAAGAAAACUUCAAACUUCAAACUUCAAAAAUCACAAAUUCUACCUUCCCUAAAGACACAUACCAAAAAAAAUCUUAUAAGUUUUUCUUUUAUCAAAUUUAGUGACAAAUGGUAAUAAUACAGCAACAACAACAACAAGAAGAAGAAAUAAUAAGAAGUGAUCAAAGAGGUAAAAAGGGAAUGCGAAUAGGUAAAUAUGAGUUUGGAAGAACAUUAGGACAAGGUAAUUUUGGCAAAGUAAAGUAUGCAAAACAUAUAGAUUCUGGUAAAUCUUUUGCUAUAAAGAUUUUGGAGAAACAUAGGAUUCAUGAUCUCAGAAUUACUGAUCAGAUAAAGAGGGAGAUUCGAACAUUAAAAGUCCUCAAGCAUCCAAACGUUGUUAGAUUAUAUGAGGUAUUAGCAAGCAAAACCAAGAUUUACAUGGUAUUGGAAUAUGUAAAUGGUGGUGAAUUAUUUGACAGAAUUGCUUCUAAAGGGAAAUUAUCAGAAUCACAAGGCAGAAAAUUAUUUCAACAAUUAAUUGAUGGUGUUAGUUAUUGCCAUGACAAAGGUGUCUUCCAUAGAGACCUCAAGCUAGAGAAUGUUCUCAUUGAUGGAGGAAGAAACAUAAAGAUAACAGAUUUUGGACUAAGUGCAUUGCCUCAACAUUUAAGGGAUGAUGGAUUGUUGCAUACAACAUGUGGUAGUCCCAAUUAUGUUGCUCCUGAAGUUCUAUCUAACAGAGGAUAUGAUGGUGCAACAUCAGAUACUUGGUCAUGUGGUGUCAUUUUAUAUGUCAUCCUCACUGGCUUUUUACCCUUUGAUGAUAGAAAUCUUGCAGUGCUUUAUCAUAAGAUAUUUAAGGGCGAUGCUCCAAUACCAAAGUGGUUAUCACAAGGAGCAAAGAAUCUUAUAAGGAGGAUUCUUGAUCCAAAUCCACAAACUCGAAUAACAAUGGCGGAAAUUAAAGAAGAUGAAUGGUUUAAACAAGAUUAUACUCCUGCAAUUCCCGAUGAAGAGGAAGAUUUGGAAAGCGACGACGCAUCCUCAGAUGAUGAAGUGUUGACAGUACAUGAUGCACCAAUUGACACAGAAAGGGAUUCAGAAUCACCUUCUCUUAUCAAUAAUGCCUUUCAACUUAUCGGAAUGUCCUCAUGUCUUGAUCUUUCUGGUUUUUUUGAAAAUGAGGAUGCUUCCGAGAGGAAAAUCAGGUUCACGUCUAACCUCUCUCCGAAAGAAUUGUUAGAACGGAUUGAGAAUUUAGCAGUUCAAAUGGGAUUUCAAGUCCAGAAAAAAACUGGAAAGUUAAAAGUAUUGCUAGAACACAAAGGUCAAAAAACACAAGCCAAUCUUUCAAUAGUAGCAGAGGUUUUCGAGAUAAGUACAUCCUUGUAUGUUGUAGAGUUACAAAAAUCUUCGGGAGAUUCUACGGUAUAUAGACAGCUGUGUAACAGAUUAUCGGACGAAUUGGGAGUCCAGCAAAGUGAAGAACUCCAGCCAACCUAACUUGUGAAAGACGGAACUUUUACCAUUCUUUUAUUAUCCAGGAACAAAGAAUUACCUCAACAAUUGAGAGUAAUAGAGUAGAAGAUUGUAAAUGAGAUGCAACUAUAAAUAUAAUGUCAUUUUGUAAUGUUCAUGUAACAAGUGUUAAAUAAAAUAAAAGCACUCAUGUCACUAAA